AAUCCGCAGGCGACUCCUCGACCCUCGUCUCCUCUGACUUCUGGUCCCGAAUCCGGUCCUGAUUCAACACCUUCUGCACAGAAGGCCAGCGGCUCUUCUUCUCUCGCACGCGCUGGAUCCCCACCCGGAGGACCUCGAUCUGCUAUCCGACGUCGUGCGGCUGCCGACCACAAGGAAUCUGUCAAGAAUGCUCGCCCAGCUUCGACACGUGCGGCCGGUGCAGGUGGCUCUUCAGGGACAAUGUUAAGAUUGUACACGGAUGAGAGUCCUGGGUUGAAGGUGGAUCCUAUGGUCGUCCUGUUUCUGAGCCUGGGUUUUAUUUUCAGUGUGGUCGCUCUACACCUUAUCGCAAAAUUCACAAAGAGAUUCUCAUAG
Messenger RNA from Capronia epimyces CBS 606.96, 375 nucleotides. RefSeq lists its product as uncharacterized. The transcript has 2 exons. Gene Ontology annotation, cellular component: Sec61 translocon complex. Gene Ontology annotation, biological process: intracellular protein transport. The annotation marks the transcript as partial. The record is from RefSeq and is a predicted model, not a curated record. NCBI's taxonomy places the organism in Eukaryota, Fungi, Ascomycota, Eurotiomycetes, Chaetothyriales, Herpotrichiellaceae.